Molecule: messenger RNA, 186 nt
Organism: Eruca vesicaria subsp. sativa (arugula)
Lineage: Eukaryota; Viridiplantae; Streptophyta; Magnoliopsida; Brassicales; Brassicaceae
Source: the annotation of a GenBank genome assembly
UUUUUGAUGGACAAUGUUUUAGGACAGAGCAUUGGGGAUAUCAUUCGGGCAAAUUUUCGGCAUGCCCACCCCAACUGGACUCUUACACCGGACCACGUUCGCAUUACUUGGUUCAAGUGUUUCGCGGUUAGUUUUUCAUUUUUUAAAAAAAAAUUAAUUCAUGCAUGCAUUGAUAGUAUAUAUAAA